Poecilia latipinna (sailfin molly) is the source of this 1698-nucleotide messenger RNA. RefSeq names its product venom plasminogen activator-like. The transcript is spliced from 6 exons. Gene Ontology annotation, biological process: proteolysis. The record is from RefSeq and is a predicted model, not a curated record. Gene Ontology annotation, cellular component: secretory granule. Gene Ontology annotation, molecular function: serine-type endopeptidase activity. Lineage: Eukaryota; Metazoa; Chordata; Actinopteri; Cyprinodontiformes; Poeciliidae. The coding region runs from base 262 to 1017 and encodes 251 amino acids.
AAGUUUCUUUAGAACAAUGAGUUGUUAAAGUUCCUUUGUAUGCAGAUAACAGCGCAGAUCAGUGUCCGUCCUGUGAUUGGACAGAUCAGUGUCCGUCCUGUGAUUGGACAGAUCAGUGUCCGUCCUGUGAUUGGACUGAUCAGUGUCCGUCCUGUGAUUGGACAGAUCAGUGAUUGGUGGCUUCCUGUCCAGCAGGAAGUUGUGAACAGAGUUUAAAAGUUGCUGCAGGACUGCAGACAUUCACAGGAAGCUGGAUCAGCAAUGGCUCUGCUGAAGGUUCUGCUGCUGCUGCUGGUGCUGGGCGUUUCAGUGAACUCAGAUGUUUCUCUGCAUAAGAGAAUCAUUGGAGGUAAUGACUGUCUUGUGGACGAGCAUCUUUAUUAUGUUCGGCUGUUGAGCAGAAAGGGACCCACAUUGACUCUGUGUGGAGGAACUCUGAUCCACCCUGAGUGGGUCCUGACUGCAGCUCACUGCUGGGCGUCGGAGAAUUUGUGGUCUAACGUAGCAAUAUUUAAAGUUCAUCCACGGGGGGCUAUACAGGAGAAUCGGUUAAUCCGAGACGAUCCUGUGAUUUAUACUGAAGAAGGCCGACAGCAUGACAUCAUGUUGCUGAAGCUUCGGAGGCCAGUAACAGACGUCCCACCUGCUCUGCUACCAAGUUGCGAGGAUCGCCUUCAGAUAGGCCAGACAGUUCAGCUGAUAGGAGAGGGAGCAACGGCAACCGGCCCCUGUAAUAAGCGAUUAACCAGUGCUGAUAUUGCAACACAACUUCAGUGUGUCAACAUGAAAGUUGCUGAUGUUUCUCAGUUUGACCAGAAAUGUGGGCACAUAUUCCUCACUGAAGCAAAGGACAAGGAUGUAUGUCAUGGCGACUCUGGCUCAGCAGUCGUGUUUGACGGCAGGAUUUAUGGUGUGAUUGUUGAAUGUGCAGAAAACUAUCCAUGUCAGAUGCCAGCUAAAAUCAUGGAUGUGUGUGAAUACAAGGCCUGGAUCAAAGAAACAACUGGGAUUGAAUAAAACAAACUGAAAUUCUCAUUAAAUUUCCUGUCAGAUAUGAUUUUAUAGUCCAAAGAGCUACACAAAAAUAAUGACAUAAUAUCAUAAUAACUUAAAAAAUAAUCACACUUUUAAUAAAGAUACAAAGGAAAUAAAAAGUUCAAUAAUUAAAAGCAGUCAAAAUCUGGAAUGUGAGAAUUUUAAAGAAAAUAUUUAAAAAACAGGUAAAACUUCUGGUUGCCACAAAUGGUUCCUCUAUUGCAGUUAAAAAGUGUCACUGUUAAUUUUACAUAUUAGUUUAAACACCUUUUAUAGGCUUACAUAAAGCUAUACAAAAUAAUGAUCUUAAAAACAUUAACAAAAAUAAAAAGAUUUCCUUUCACUGUUGAAAUUAAAAUCUAAAUGAUAUUCUAUGCAAAACUUCUCAGAAAUUACAAUUUGGUUUUCAAACGUUUAAAUUUGUGCUACAUAAAUGUUGUAAUAACAUCUGGAAAAAAGUAAAAAGAUGUUAGUGCUGCUAAAAUAUGUCAUUAAAUCCACCGUCAUGUUUUUCACUGAAAUGUUGAAUCAAAUUAAACCAAGGAGGUUUGGAUCAUCAUGAAUUCAAUAUUCACUGUUCAAAUAGUAUUAACAAUUUGAACUCAUUUCUAUCCAACCGAGAAUAUUUCAUUAUGCUGUUAUUAAAUGAUAAAUGUUUCUAGA